Molecule: messenger RNA, 393 nt
Organism: Aureobasidium namibiae CBS 147.97
Lineage: Eukaryota; Fungi; Ascomycota; Dothideomycetes; Dothideales; Saccotheciaceae
Exons: 1
Coding region: 1-393 (130 amino acids)
Source: RefSeq, a predicted model, not a curated record
AUGAGACCGACCUCAUCGACUUUCGGUACAGCCCUCGCCUCAGGCACUUCCACGUUCCCAGCCACUGGAUUGAGAACUAUCGAUUGGGUGUACGUGCCCAGCCAGGGCAACUACAUGUGGGCACUUCUGAGCCCCGGUACCACCACCGGAACCAAUCAACUUGCUAGAUGGAGCUUGACCGACCACACAUGGACGACCGUCGGUAAUGCGUACUCACAAUUGACUGGAAGUUUCGGUGCUGCAUAUGGGUCCAAUAACGGCUCGAUAUGGCUCGGUAACAAUGGCGAUGGUAAGAUUUGGCGUAUUGACUUGACGAAUCCUACGGUUCCUGUUUAUUCGAGUCUCGGUGCUGUGGCGAGUACGAACGAUGGUGCUCGUUGUAUUUAUGGAUAG